Molecule: messenger RNA, 495 nt
Organism: Racocetra persica
Lineage: Eukaryota; Fungi; Glomeromycota; Glomeromycetes; Diversisporales; Gigasporaceae
Source: the annotation of a GenBank genome assembly
AUGCCUGAGCUUAUCAAUGCAAAUCCUACCGUCUACAAGCCUUUAAAAACUUCUCACCGAAUUCUAACAGAAAAAGAAGAACAAGAGGAGUUUGAAGACAUAAUCGAUUCCCAAGAAGUAUUUGAUCUAAUCCGUUCAAUAUCAGACCCCGAACAUCCCUUAACUCUUGAAGAAUUAAAUGUAACACAACUUGAUCACAUUAAAGUUGACGAUGCUAAUUCUUACAUUAGUAUUGAAUUCACUCCAACUAUACCACACUGUUCCAUGGCUACUCUAAUUGGCUUAUGUAUUCGUGUAAGGCUUUUACGGAGUUUGCCUGAAAGGUUUAAAGUUGACAUUAUGGUUAGAAAAGGUAGUCAUCAAUCUGAACAAGCUGUUAAUAAACAGUUGAAUGAUAAAGAACGUGUUGCUGCUGCUUUGGAAAAUAAUCAUUUAUUGGAAGUUGUAAAUCAAUGUCUGUCAAGUGCAAAUAAGCGUGGGAAUAUUCGUUGUUAA